AUGGCUACCCCUAGUGUCCUCACUUUUGACGCUGAGGGUCGAGCCAUUGACUUUGAGGUGUGGGUCGACGACCUGCAGCUGUUCUUACAGUGCGAUAGGGCGGACGGCCUUUCCCUCUUUGACCUCACCUUUGGCGCCUCUCCUGCCCCUGCUGCUGAUGCUGACCCCAUUGUUCGCUCUCAGUGGGCCACCCGCGAUGCUGCUGCACGUCUUGCUGUGCGUCGCCACUUGCCCACCACUGAGCGCGCGCACUUUAGUCAGUACAAGAGUGCUCAGACCUUGUACGACGCUGUAGUUGCGCGCUACUCUUCCCCUGCCACUGCUGCACUGAGCCGUCUCAUGCUACCGUACCUCUUUCCUGAUCUCACCGCCUUUCCCACUGACGCUGACCUCAUUACGCACCUCCGCACUAGUGACACUCGCUACCGCGCCGCCCUUCCUGCUGAGGACCACUUCCUCUCAGUCUGUCCCACCACUCUCACUGUCGACCUCCUCGAGAAGGCCCUCCUAGCGGCGGAGAAGAGCAUCGUCGCCGUCGGAGCCUCUCGUGGUGACCCUCGCACCCCCAUCUUUGAGGGGUGUUCUCCUUCCCCCCUACUGCCCUCUGUUGCCUCUGCUGCUGCUGCCGACCUGCUUGGUCUUGAGUCGGUCGGUGUGGCGUCUGCCCCUAGCGGGAGACGCCGCCCUGGCAAGGGCAAGGGGGGCAAGGGCGCGGGUGGAGCUGGAGGGGGCGGUGGAGGUGGCGGUGGAGGCGGCGGAGGGAGUGGGGGUGGCGGUGGGAGUAGUGGCGGAGGCGGUGGUGGUGGUGGCAGCGGCGGAGGAGGCGGCGGUGGCGGCGGCAGCGGUGGGAGUGGAGGCGGCGGUGGUGGCGGAGGUGGAGGCGGCGGUGGCAGAGGGGGUGGAGCUGGUCGGGGUGGUGCCCCGCAGCAGAGCUGCUCUGCUAGUGGUCCGCGCCAACAGCAGCAGCAGCAGCGUUCGCGGGACAUCCCCCCGCCCCAGCAGCUCCGUGAGUGGUACACGCAGCGUCAGAGGGGUGGGGGUACUGGUCUGUGCGCCUACGUUCUUCGUUCCGGCGACCGCGCUGCUAUCUUUGAUCUUGACUUUGAUGCUAUCCUUGCUGCCAUGUAUGCUGUGACUAUUAGUGAGGAGGGUGACUGUUACCGGUGUUUCCCGCCCGACCCGGGCAUUGGUACUGCUGCGCUAGGUGCUUGUGAGGCUGCUGCUCUAGGUGCUAGUGCGUCUGCGCUCUCAGGUACUGGUGAGGCUGCGCUCCCAGGUACUGCGUCGGCUUCGGCCUCCCUCACUUUCACACUUGACUCAGGGGCUUCUCGCUCCUUCUUUCGAGACCGCACCAAACUCACGCCGCUUGGUCGGCCGGUUGCAGUCUCCCUGGCUGACCCCUCUGGGGGUCCUGUCCUCUCUCACUUCUCCACUGUCCUCCCGUGUCCGGCUGCCCCCUCGGGCACCCUGUCUGGUCUGUACCUCCCCUCGUUCUCGACGAACUUGGUAGCUGCGUCGGGUCAGGUGUUUGCUGCUGCGUCCCGGUCUGGUCCUGAGUCUGCCCCCUGUUCAUGUUGCCUCCUGUCUCACGAGACUCUCUUGUGGCACCACCGUCUUGGCCACCCCUCCUUGCCUCGUCUUCGGGGCAUGGCUUCCCGUGUCCUUGUCUCUGGUCUCCCCCAGUCUCUCCCUCCCCUUCCUUCGGGACCAAUACCUUCCUGUGUCCCCUGUGUCGAGGGGCGCCUCCCGGCUGCUCCUCACUCCUCCCAGUUUCCCCCGACAGAGGCUCCUCUGCAGACACUUCACAUGGACGUGUGGGGCCCGGCCCGCAUCCGUGGGCAGGGUCACGAGCGCUACUUCGUGCUGGUGGUUGAGGACUACUCGCGUUACACCAUAGUCUUCCCCUUGCGCAGCAAGGGUGAUGUCACUGAGGUGCUGAUCGACUGGAUCCGCGCAGCUCGUCUCCAGCUCAGGAGGAGCUUCGGCUCGGACUUUCCUGUUCUGCGUCUGCACUCUGACCGAGGUGGGGAGUUCUCCUCUGGCCUUCUGCGGGCCUACUGUCGUGCACGGGGGGUUCGCCAGACCUUUACGCUUCCGGACUCUCCACAGCAAAAUGGGAUUGCUGAGCGCCGCAUUGGCAUGGUCAUGGACGUCGCUCGUACGUCCAUGAUGCAUGCGGCUGCCCCCCAUUUUCUGUGGCCGUUUGCGGUUCGGUACGCGGCGCAUCAGCUCAACCUUCACCCCAGGGUCUCCCGGCCGGAGACCUCCCUAGCUCUGCUGUGGACAGGGAAGGUCGGCGAUGCAUCUGCGUUCCGUGUCUGGGGAUCUCGGGCGUUUGUCCGCGACUUGUCUGCGGACAAGCUAUCCCCUCGUGCUGCUCCCUGUGUCUUCCUGGGCUUCCCCCUUGACGCCCCAGGGUGGCAGUUCUACCACCCCUCCUCUCGCCGUGUUCUGUCCUCCCAGGACGUCACGUUCGACGAGUCGGUCCCCUUCUACCGCCUCUUCCCCCACCGCACUCCUUCUCUCCCGCCGCCGCCGCACUUCCUUGUGCCAGGUCCCCCCCCGGUAGAUCCCCUUCCCCCUCAGGGUCCUGCCCCUUCAGGUGUGUCCCAGGUCGAUGCAGUCCAGCCGGUCGAGGUUGCUGGUGACUCAGGUACUGCUAAGGGUGCUGAGCCUAGGGGUGCUGAGCCUGGGGGUGCUGACUCUGGGGGUGCUGAGUCUUGGGGUGCUGAGCCUGGGGGUGUUGAGCCUGGAGGUGCUGAGCCUAGGGGUGCUGCCUCUGGGGGUGCUGAGCCUGGGGGUGCUGACUCUGAGAGUGCUGCGCGCGUGGGUGCUGAGCCUGGGGGUGCUGAGCCUGGGGGUACUGCGCCUAGGGGUGCUGAGCCUGGGGGUGCUGUGUCUGGAGCUGCUGAGCCUGGAGGUGUGGAGCCUGCGGCCACUGGACCUCCCCUUGUGGCGCGUGGCGGUACUGGACCUGGAGGUUCUCCGGGUGUUUCGUCUCGGCGGGAGCCACUCUCUCCACAGGAGCUGCGUGAGUGUUUUGCUCGCCGAUGGAGGCCUACUGCUGGAGCUGGCGCUUCUUCGGCCGCUGAGGGUGCUGGUGCCGCCGGUCCCGGAGCUGCUGGGCCUGCGGGUCCGCCUGGAGCUGGAGCUGCUGAGGGUGUUGGUUUUGAGACUACUACUGUACGUCCUAGUGGUGGUCUUGCUGCGGGUGCUACUAGCGCUGCUGGAGGUCGUGCUGCUGGAGGUGCUGUUGGCGCUGGUGCUGCCGGAGGUGCUGAGGAUGCUGGUGCUGUCCCUGCUGUGUCUGGUGCCGCCGCGCGGCCUCGGCCGUACUUCGUUCCUCUCCUUCAGCAGGUUCUUGGUCUUCCUCCUCUCUUAGAGGGUCCACCGCCUGUCCAGUCGCAGUCGCAGUUACCGCCGGCCUCCCCACUGCCUUCUCCCUCUCCCUACACUGGUCCUACUGGAGGUCUUGCUGAGCAUCGUGAGCCUGCGUCUCGUCCUGCGUCGCCUGUUCGUGCUGCUCGCACUAGUGGUCGCAGUUCGCGUCAGCGUCCUUCUCCUGUCCCUGGCAUGCACCGGAUGUCUCUACGUCCGUCCACUGCUCCUCUGCGUGCCCCUCUGCCCUCUCCUCCUGAGUCCUCUCUUCCUGCGCUUGCCGACCCUGAGUCGGACUCUCUUCGUGCUGCCAGUCCUACUGUCACGCGUCUCCUUGCUACUGUCGUCACUGACCCCUCCUUUGAGUCCACUACUGCGUCUGCUCUUGUUGCUGAGCUCGUGGACUUUGCUGCUCGCUGUCGUCUAGACUACGCUGCCAGUCUUGUUGCUGAGUCUGCGUCUGUCUGUCCUCCGUCCGUCGGGGGUGAGUGUGCCUUUGGCACAAACGUCCUUGAGGACAGGCAGGAGGAGUUUCAGUGUCUGGCUGCUGCUUCACCUCAUCUCGCGUCUGUACUGCUUGCCCCUGAGGGAGACCCGGAUGCACUAGACAUCCCGACUCCGCGCUCUUACGCGGAGGCCGUAGAGGGUCCCUACUCCUCUCAGUGGCAGGCAGCUAUGGAUGCAGAGAUGGCUUCCUGGAAGUCCACAGGCACCUACGUUGACGCGGUUCCCCCUCCUGGGGCGAACAUCGUCAGUGGCAUGUGGAUCUUCAGGGUGAAGCGGCCGCCGGGCUCUCCACCUGUCUUCAAGGCACGGUACGUUGCUCGUGGCUUCAGUCAGCGGCAGGGAGUUGACUACUUUCAGACCUUCUCUCCCACCCCGAAGAUGACCACUCUUCGGGUGCUGCUGCACAUAGCCGCUCAGCACGACUACGAGCUCCACUCUCUUGACUUCAGCACUGCUUUCUUCCUCCGACGGCCAGUCUACGGUCUCCGCCAGGCACCGCGUGAGUGGCACGACACACUGAGGACUACGCUCGCGGCUCUUGGGUUUGCUCCCUCUACUGCUGACCCGUCGUUGUUUCUGCGCACCGACACUUCUCUGCCGCCGUUCUACAUCCUCGUGUACGUCGACGACUUGGUCUUUGCCACAGCGGACACUGCUGGACUCGCCUACGUGAAUUCCGAGCUGCAGAAGAGACACACGUGCACAGACCUGGGUGAACUGCGCAGCUACCUUGGCUUGCAGAUCACUCGGGACAGAGCACGCCGCACCAUUACCUUGACUCAGUCACACAUGGUGCAGCAGGUCCUUCAGCGCUUCGGCUUCACGUACUCCUCGCCUCAGGCCACUCCUCUGUCUACUCGCCACUCGCUCUAA
Closterium sp. NIES-65 is the source of this 4758-nucleotide messenger RNA. The record is from the annotation of a GenBank genome assembly. NCBI's taxonomy places the organism in Eukaryota, Viridiplantae, Streptophyta, Zygnematophyceae, Desmidiales, Closteriaceae.